AUGGCGCCAAUUCAUCAUCGUACAAGCUCCUCCUCCACCUUCUUGCCUUCGCUAAAGCCUCCGAAUGUCGAUUGGUCCACGCACUGUCCUAUGACCACGCCCCUUUUGGGACCAAGUACACCAGCACUUUUGACGUUUCCCGCCUCGUUCGUCAAGAUGCCGAAAGAGCAGUAUAUGUGCCAGUUGUGUGCGAAUCAUGGGAUUUUCAAUCAGCCAAAGAAGGGACACAAACAGAAAUGCCCAUAUCGCACGUGCCCAUGCUCCCUGUGCGCCCUUAACACCAAACGUCGAGCGCUCGAUCAAAUCGAACGUCAGCUGAAACAUACCAAUGAGCCAAUGGUAGCGCAUACACCCACGUCAAUGACCAGUCCGCAACCAGAAUGUCAGUUGUCUCCGACGAUACCAAAACAGGCGCCGAAUAAUCCGACGUGUGGAAAGGAUACGUUCAGGAAUAGCAUAUCCACCAGUAACAACAUGGCGUUCACCGUCCAACUCCCAGCUACAAUCACCAAGAGAGAACUGAAACUACUCCGCCGAGACGAGACCCCGCUCCAAAACCCUCUGAAACGGUCCUUCCCAAAAACGCUGGACGACGCGCUUGAAUCAAUGAAGAAAGAGAAAAUGAGCAGUAUCUUUCAUUCAGCGGAGAUGUUGGCCAUCGGAGAAUCCACUAAUUCACUUAUCUAG
Messenger RNA from Caenorhabditis remanei, 687 nucleotides. RefSeq lists its product as uncharacterized. Lineage: Eukaryota; Metazoa; Nematoda; Chromadorea; Rhabditida; Rhabditidae. Gene Ontology annotation, biological process: sex differentiation; regulation of transcription by RNA polymerase II. Bases 1 to 687 code for a protein of 228 amino acids. Gene Ontology annotation, molecular function: RNA polymerase II cis-regulatory region sequence-specific DNA binding; DNA-binding transcription factor activity, RNA polymerase II-specific. The transcript is spliced from 5 exons. The record is from RefSeq and is a predicted model, not a curated record. Gene Ontology annotation, cellular component: nucleus.